Suillus bovinus is the source of this 2226-nucleotide messenger RNA. RefSeq names its product chromatin remodeling complex protein. Bases 1 to 2199 code for a protein of 732 amino acids. The record is from RefSeq and is a predicted model, not a curated record. The transcript is spliced from 11 exons. Lineage: Eukaryota; Fungi; Basidiomycota; Agaricomycetes; Boletales; Suillaceae.
AUGACGCGUGAUGGCAACUCGGCCACACGGUACACCACGGCCUUCCUUAUUGGGCUGUUUUUUGCGGAUGGGCCCGACAACACUGAAACAGACAAAUGGCAGCAGGUCUAUAAACAACUUCCCACUUUGAUGCCAUCUCCGCCUCACGGAAUUGCUGACGAUGACGCAGUUCAAAUUCACAAGAUUGGUGGAGACUUAAAGAUCCCAGCGAAGGAAGGAUUGGUCCGUGCUGACCCCCCUUAUAUACUUGAAGAGCAACACGAGAAGAGUCACGAGAAAGGAAUGGCUGCAUUGAAAGACAAAGUUAAAUGGAGCGGUAGCUUUAUGGAUGUCCAGUGCAGCAUCAUGAGCUGCGAUCACCUUGCAUUCUCAAAAUCUAUUAUUCGUCGCUUUAUCCGUGACUGUGUUGAUCGUGAUGCUGCUGUCGCUUCGCCAUGGACGGUAAAACCUGUUAUUGCGAAGCACUAUGGUGUCGACUCUAUAUGGGAGGACAAGGAAGGACCACCAACCAAGAAGCAGAAGAAGAUGACUGCUGCUCAGGAGGAAAGAGUCUUGGCUGUUGCAGCUGAAAAGCGUGAGCGCGAAGCUCGUGAAAAGGCAGAGCGUCAACAAAAGGCAAAACAAGAGGCUGAGCGUCUGGCUGCAGAGAAGAAGAAGAAGAAACCCAUUCACUACCCUACUGAAGAUCUGGAUGUUCGGCUUAACGACAAGGAGAAGAAAGUGGGUUUGAAGGUCAAAAAGCCAACACCAAGUAAAUUGGGACUUCCGUUUGGCGAGAAUCAGGGUACUUUUGAAGCAUUUUUAACGGCAUGGAAUUUCCUGGCCAUUUAUGGGCAACCACUCCACUUAUCAACAUUUACAAUGUAUGAGUUUGAACAUGCCUUGCGGCAUUCUCUCGUAGACCCGCCUUGCGCACUACUAGGAGAGAUUCACUCGACGCUCAUUUACAACCUACGCACAGUGCCAUUUACUCGGCAUAGUGCCGUCCUGUUGUUACUGCGUAUCCAAGAUACACCAGAAGGGGACUAUAGAGUGCUUGGUGUUUCAAUCGAUGAGUUAGCUGGUGCCAUGGCUGACAUAGGGAACAACUGGGAAUGGAUUCCCUUGUGGCACAAUGAGAUGCGAGACGGGUGGGAGGAGGCUCUUCUAGGAUGCCUAAAAGAUCAUGCCACACUCGACAACUUUCCUCGUCUACGAGAAAUCUUGACAAGAUUAUUCUUUGCCCCGGAACUACAUGCAGAAGCUUUGUCUUCAUCGUCAAGUUCUCGUGUUUCAAGUCCUGCCGCAAACAUCUUAAGUGUCCACUCCUCACCCAGUGAGCGUUACUAUGUGUUGCGUUCGCUUUGGCGCACAGCGGUAUUUCCAUUCAACGAAAUGAAUUCCCUUGCUGGGGAAAUGGAGGUGAAGGAGCUUGGGACCAACAGUGUCGUUCCAGACGAAGAUACUACGAUGCAUGAGUCCAGUGAUCUUUCGGACGUUCCUUCAGAAGAUGGCUCGGAGACCGCAUCAACUUCUAGUGCUCGCCAAAAGAGAUCAGCGCGUCAGAAAGAUCUUCGUCAGAAAGCCCAUCCUCAGGCACAUGCGAAGCAACGAGAGCUUGCUCGCGCUCAAGCAGCCUCUGCGAAGCAAGCACUUGCAGAACAUCGCAGACUCGAUGAAGAGGUUAAUAAGCUCGAGCGUCAAUUAGAGGUGAUUGAACGAGAGUUCAGGAAGCUACUUGGUGCGGUGCGAGUCAAACCAUUGGGAAAGGACCGGUUCCAUAAUCAGAUUUGGUGGUUCGACGGCAUGGGAUCUGCUUCUUUGCUGGGUAGUGGAGGCGUCGUCCAGUACGAAGCUGGUCGAAUCUUUAUACAGGGUCCGAGCGUGAUGGACUUGGAGUUGAUGUUAAAGAAGGAGGAUGAUGACUAUGAAGCUAAGAGGCUUGAAGAAGAAGGGCCAGAGGGAAUGUUGGCUCCAUCCGAGUGGGCACAGUAUGCUGAGCCCGAGGAGCUUGACGAGUUCCUCGCUUGGCUAAACCAUAAGGGUGUUCGGGAACUAGCCCUGAAGAAUUCAUUCAUAAAGUGGUGGAAUCAUAUCGCUCCUGGUAUGCGCAAACACUUUUCUGAUCUCAACACAAGUGCAAAGCUUCCUGAAGCGAGACGCAGCACCCAAACUAAAUCUUCUGGUCACAAUGUCUCUCGAGAGCCCUACAUGAUGUGAACAAACCGAAGAGCUGUCAACUCUGUG